AUGCAGUCCUCGUCAUCAGAAGGUAUUUAUGCUUCUUUACAGACACUGCCUUGCUGUUUUUCUCCUGUCCAAAGCCCUCAUGAGCCGCGGGCAGGGGACUCUCCCAACUCUCAGCCAACCGUGAACCAAGGCCAAGAGCUUACACAUUUACUUGAACCGCAGCUACAGCAUUUGUGGGAUUUCCCGAGUGAGCUGGAUGGCAUUGAAGGGCUCGAUUCCCUCUCGGACCUGGGUUUCUUCGGCGACGGAGAGGAUCUUCAAGCUGCUUUAGACAGAUUUACGGCUGUGAACGGAGUUGACGAUGGAAUCACCGGCAACCAGCUACAAUACGCUACCUCGUUGGACGGCGAUACAACCCCAGCAGCAGGAAAAACAAGCACGCAUGGCGGUCAACUGCCAACAGACGAGCAUGCAGACACCUUGACGGUGGGACCGCUGGGAGACGGUAAGCAUAUGCUCAAACGGCCUUUUAAUAACAUAGAUGAUGCUACGAGUAGCGUUAUCGAUGAUGUCUGUGGAACUUUUAAAAGACAAUGCACACCGGCCAAGGCCCUUGAAACCCUUACAGCCGAAGGAGUCCUUUCAUCUACCAUUGAUACUACUUCUCCCUCUCAUACCGGCGACGGGUUGAUAAAUCCCUCUCAACAAGGAUCAAAUCCCUCUGUACUCUUCUCACAAGACAGAUCAAGUGGGGAAGAGAAUGUACCGCCGAAUAUAACCGUGGAGCAUACCCGGGCUUCAUCACCAGUCCAAUGUACAGCGGAUGAGAUUGCUCGAGGAGAACGUGAAUCAUCAGUUGACUCCUUGUUCGACGACGACUUUGACAUUCUAAAUAAAACUGCUCCGCCACCAGCUCCAGCCCAUCAGCCUUUAUCUCUGCCUGGCACUAUCCGUCAUACUCUUCCCUCCUCAAUCUUAUCGCCUCCGGAAUCCCCUCCCACUAUCGAGGAACCGGCCUCCUUCAAGCCAUGGGUACGAAAACCGGUGUCAGAAAUCAUAAAAAAGUACAACAGUAUCGGAAACCAAGACCUGCUGAAUUCCAUGUACAGGCAGGUUUUCACUACGCCCUGCAAUGCAGAGAAAUAUAUUUCGCCGUAUCCUCGCAUGGGCGGACCCCUUGGUUACCUCCCUUCGACCCCGGUUGCCCACGUGAAAUGUGUUGAAGUGGCAGACAGCACUGUUAGUGACAGAAUCAAUCAGUACCGCAAAAUAGCCCAGAAAAUGAGAUAUGAGCGAGAUAAAAAUGCCUGGCUUGCUGCGCAGUGGAAUGGCAUUGAUCCGGUGACAGGAAAGUCAAAAGCGCAACUGAUGAGGGAAGAAUGUACCCUUUUAAAACGCUCAAUAACUUUCAAAAACAAGGCGAUCGAAGAAGCCACGGCCGAGGCUGAACGCUGGCGUAUUAAAUUUAGAAACCUCGAGGCUGCCCAUCUCAACCUCCAGACUCAAUACCAUGCGGCAAUCGCCAUCGCGUCCAAGGCUACAGCGGCAACCCUUGGUUCCCGUCAAACACCCUCCAAACCUACAGCCAUACCUUCGGGGCCGGCUAGGAUCGAUCUUACUGCUGAAGAACCAGCAAUCGCGGGGCCUGCCGUGUCCGCCUUGAGCCGUAUGCGCAUGAAAAAAUACAGCUGGCUGGACAACAGUCGGCCUUGCCAAACACCCCAACGCGCGCCCUCAUCUACUGAGAAUGAACCUGAAUGCGAGCAAGAUGACAAUGAUGGGCUCGGCGAGAUGCUUGCACAGGAACUUGAAGCUUCUAAUUAG
Nannizzia gypsea CBS 118893 is the source of this 1764-nucleotide messenger RNA. RefSeq lists its product as hypothetical. The transcript has a single exon. NCBI's taxonomy places the organism in Eukaryota, Fungi, Ascomycota, Eurotiomycetes, Onygenales, Arthrodermataceae. Bases 1 to 1764 code for a protein of 587 amino acids. The record is from RefSeq and is a predicted model, not a curated record.